This is a messenger RNA of Gambusia affinis (western mosquitofish), 914 nucleotides long. Its product is annotated as C-C motif chemokine 2-like. Bases 229 to 627 code for a protein of 132 amino acids. Gene Ontology annotation, molecular function: CCR chemokine receptor binding; chemokine activity. Lineage: Eukaryota; Metazoa; Chordata; Actinopteri; Cyprinodontiformes; Poeciliidae. The transcript has 4 exons. Gene Ontology annotation, cellular component: extracellular region. Gene Ontology annotation, biological process: positive regulation of ERK1 and ERK2 cascade; cellular response to type II interferon; neutrophil chemotaxis. The record is from RefSeq and is a predicted model, not a curated record.
GAAGCUUCCGUGUUAGAAAGUGAAAAACUCAGAGUAGUAAUAAGCAAAGAUGUUCAACGGUGGAAAACGUCUCGACACCUCCAGACCAUCAGUGAGGAGAGUGGAGGGGCGAGGACGGCACCGGUGAGCUUUUGUGGGAGGAAGCAUUACUUGUACUUUCCAACUCUGUGUGUGUGUUUUCUGUGGGUGCGGAAACCUUGCACUGCAAGAGGUUUGAAUGAAUGCAAAAUGAGUUGGUGGUCUUUAAAACGGCUCAAGGCACAGGGUUCACAUCACAUCACAUCGAUCUGUCCUGGAGAGAACACCAUGACGAGUAUCCUCCUCAUCUCGCUUGUAUUGGUAGCCGUGAUGGUGCAGACAGCCUCAGCACAAGGUGGCAUCUCAGCCUGCUGUCAGAAAUUCACCAGCACAAAAGUUCAUCGAGAAAUACUGAGGAGCUACUACCAUGAAGAUAAAUCAUCAUGCCGUCUACAAGCAGUUGUAUUCACAACAAUCAGGGGUAAAAGAAUCUGUUCCAGCCCCUUCAAUCUGUGGACAAAAACUAGCAUGGCCUUUCUGGAUGGCAAGAACUUUUGGGAAAGACAGUCAGACUUCAACAAGCAGCCCAACAGAAAGGAACGUCACUGACACCCUGAUCCUAUUGAGACUCAAUCGCUCCAUCUCUCAUCUUAAGCUGUUUGAGUUUAAUCACAUUUAAACUUCAGAACAUACCUCAGUUUAAUAAAAAUUACACAUCUGUUGUAUGUGACUUUUGUUUGUUUAUUUAAUAUUUUUAUAACUACUGUAAAAAUGUAAAUAAAUAUUAUUUUUCUAACUGAUUCAAGCUUGUUAUAUUAUCAAAAAGUAAAACUUUGUGAUCUUAAGAUUCAAAUCUGAAUAAAACUGGUGCCUAUUCUUUCUCAGCACCCACUCUU